CUGUGGAGUGAGAAGGCAGCACCCAAACUGAAAGCACAAGGGUUUUCUUUGGUUUUUAUAGGAAAAACAAAUUGGCAUGAGUACUCUGUCAAACCAGCCAAGGCUGUUUGGGCAGAUGCCUUUCUUUGCUUUUUUCUGUUUAUUUUCCAACAAAUCAAUGCUUAACUGCGUUGUUAUCGGAGCAGAGCAACAGGUGCAAAAAAAUAACUCUCCUGCCAACUCAAAUGAAAAGACCAUGAUUCUGGAAGGAAGUGGUGUAAUGAAUCUCAACCCCAGCAGCAGCCUCCUUCACCAGCAGCCGGCCUGGACAGACAACUACCCCACGUGCAACGUUUCCAGCGGGUUCUUUGGAGGCCAGUGGCAUGAAAUCCACCCCCAGUACUGGACCAAGUAUCAGGUGUGGGAAUGGCUGCAGCACCUUCUGGACACCAACCAGCUGGACGCCAGCUGCAUCCCUUUCCAGGAGUUCGACGUCAAUGGCGAGCACCUGUGCAGCAUGAGCCUGCAGGAGUUCACGAGGGCAGCAGGCACAGCGGGGCAGCUGCUGUACAGCAGCCUGCAGCAUCUCAAGUGGAAUGGCCAGUGCAGCAGCGACCUGUUCCAGUCCACACACAAUGUCAUUGUCAAGACCGAACAAAACGACCCAUCUGUUAUGAACACCUGGAAAGAAGAAAACUAUUUAUACGACACCACCUAUGGUAGCACAGUAGAUUUGUUGGACAGCAAAACUUUCUGUCGGGCUCAGAUCUCCAUGACCACCACGGGUCACCUUCCUGUUGUAGAGUCACCUGAUAUGAAAAAAGAGCCUGACCACCCUACAAAGUCUCACACCAAAAAGCAUAACCCAAGAGGGACUCAUUUGUGGGAAUUUAUCCGUGAUAUCCUCCUGAACCCAGACAAGAACCCAGGGUUAAUCAAGUGGGAAGACCGGUCUGAGGGCAUCUUCAGGUUCUUGAAAUCAGAAGCUGUGGCUCAGCUAUGGGGAAAAAAGAAAAACAACAGUAGCAUGACGUAUGAAAAACUCAGCCGGGCCAUGAGAUAUUACUACAAAAGAGAGAUCCUGGAACGGGUGGAUGGACGCAGGCUGGUAUAUAAGUUUGGGAAGAAUGCUCGUGGGUGGAGAGAAAAUGAAAACUGAGGCUGCCACCUUUUGGAACACAAACCGAGAAACACGCACCAAAUCAAUAAUAACCAGCAAAGAACUCCCGGACGUAAAUAUUUCAAAGACUACUUUUCUCUGAUAUUUAUGUGCCACGAGGGAGACAGUUCUACUUCUAAUGGCAAGAAGGAACACUACAGUUGAUGAAAUUUUUUUUGUUACUUUGAUGUAUGUCCUAUAUGGGGAACAAAUGUACACAGUUUUCUGUGAAAUAUGAUGCUGUAUGUGGCCAGGAUUUGUUUUUGCCUCUCUUGUGAAGCUUUUCUUCUACCACAAAAAUAACAGGGCUGGUGGCCUUGUGCUUCUUGCUAAGAGACAGAAAAAAACAAUUCAGAGGGCAUUAAAUGUUUUUAGAUGCAAAAUGAUUUAGGGAAAGAUGAUGUGUCCUUCGCACAUAAGCACCCAUAGGGCCUCAUCAAGAAGGGGACAUGCUAGUUGGGAUGAAGUUCAUGGUCUCAGGUGGAUGGGAUAAACCAGGAAGGUGCUGGAAAGUUUAACCUGACAUUUUGGAGACAAGGGGUAGAGAAAUGGAAAUUUCCAGAAUCUAGGGUGGGCCGUAAAUCAGUGCAUAAUCAGAAGAUUUGGAAAGUUCGAAUCAGUGAGAAGAAUAAUGGUGUGUGUGUGUGGGCUUUAUAUUUAUUCAGGAAUGAUUUGCCUAAUCUUCCUUUUUCCUAGAAUUGUUGGUGAAAAAACUUGGGGGUGGGGGAGAGAGAGAGAAAGAGAGGAAGAGAAGAGCUAUCCAGGAAAACCCCUCUUUGCGUGUAUUAAUUAUUACAAUCUUCUAUCUUUGAGUCAGCUCUGUCUCAUAUGAACUCUUCUUGAAGUGAAUGGUUUAUUGCUGAGACUUGCAUUCAGGAGAAUAUUUAAAAACAAGAAAGAAAGAACAGGCAGGGAGGAUCGAAAAGACAAGUAAAAACUUCAACUCGGGAGUGAGGCGUUGGAAGUUUCUUCCCUGUUACUGGCAUUGUUCUGGAAUACCUGGUGACUCAUUGCGCCAUGAAAUUCAGGAUGGAAAUCUGUAGACAGUCUGAGAAUUGAACAUCCCGAUCCUUUGCACAGCUUUGCUUUGGGCCUUCCUUUGGCUUUUGACCUCUUCCUUUAUCCUGCCUCUCUCUCUUCUGUGAUUGUAUGGCAUGAAAACUUGUGUUACUUGGAAGGACUGCUCUUCACCAGGCAGGAGAGCCUCUAUCAUGGUGGCUUAUGCAGUGACAGUGGGCAUUUCAUGCUCAGUGGUUGCUAAGUACUUGUAUGUAUUUAGAAGGCUGGAUGUAAAAGAAAUUAAGAAGUCAUUGUACUGAUAAUGAGGACCAUUAUGGGAAGUGACCUUGGAGCUCACAUGACCUCCCUUCUGAAAGUAUAGCCACAUUCAUUUCAUUUCUGCCUCACUUGGUCAGCUCCACUCAACUUUUAUUAAUGAGUAACAAUUAUUGAGAGAACUGAGAAAAAUGAUGCUGAACAGGAACGAGCAACUAUGCGACUCAGAUUAUUUUGGCAAAAGACACGUUACUUUCCAAGGGUAAAAAGCAUGUGGGCUGUCCCACCAUUUGGCUAUCUGUGUAACAUGUGGGGAUUUGUGUGUCCACACAUCUGAACUGUGUGAAGUCAUUAGGGGCAUCUGCCAAUUCUCUGCCAUUCUGUCCUUGGCUUUGCCUGUUCACCAUCACCACGAGCUAGCUCUUCCCUGUGCUCACCCUUCCUCAAACCUAGAAGCCCCUUCCACCCCUCGUGAUGGGUUUUGGCUCUUUGUGCAACCUUUCCUUUGAGGAACAGUCUUUGCUAGAUAGGCGAUAAGUCUUGGAAGAACGAAGAACAGUUCUGCAGAUAAGCAGCAAAUUGUGUUAUUUGUUGAAAGUGACAGUUCCUUGGCACCCAGCACCUAUUUAAAUAGGCUGCAGUAUUAAGGUCUCAGCAUAUCUCUGUUGUCUUGGCUUCUUUGCUGUGUUUUCUAUGUGCUAUUCGUGACUUGGAGAGCCCAAGUAAUUGAACCAUGCCAACCUGGGGUGUGAGCCGAGUAUUUCCUACCAGCGUUGACAGGGAACACAAAGGCCUACUGAGGAAUGUCCCCUUUGUUUUGGGUACUCAGCUCCUCACUUGAGAAGCUUAUUCACAAUGGCUAUCCACUGAGUACUAAACAUGGUCUCCUAGAACCUCCUGAACUCAAAGGUUCUGUUCGCUUUCCUUAGCAAGUUAUGGGAAAUUAAGUCACAUGAUACACUGUUGAGUCUUCAGAAAACUUAGAGCAUCUGAGGCUCCGCUUGGCUUGAUGAAACCGAGUAAGGUCCUGCCUCUCAGAACACACGGUGUCUUGAAGCUGUCACCUGGUCAGGGCAGACCUGAGUCAUGAGGUUUCUUUGGAACACAUUGAUCCUUCUGGAAAGUUCUUGUCUCACUAGAUUGUAAGCUCAUUGAUGGCAGGGGCCUGUUUUUCUGGUACCAGGCAUGAUGCAGGUAGAUAGUAAAUAUGGGUUGAACUAGUGAACAAAUGCCUGUGGAAGACCUCUCUGGUUGGGCAGCCGUGUCUAUAACUGGAACAGGAAUCAUUUCUUCAAUGGAAUAGGAACAGCACAGCCAAAUCUUCCAGGACCUAUUAUCUAUUAUGAACAUUUUACUGUGAGAGUUUUUACUUUAUCUUCCCACCAGCGCUGAGAUGAAACCCAAACAGGCUGUUGGGUUCCCCAAGUCGGCGUGUGUUGGAGGCGAAUUCUGUUAACUUACUUGGAACUGUGAGACUUCUCUGGUACAAGGCACUCAUAAUUAACCCCUUGACACCAAUGAAGAUUAUGAAUGUUUAUAUGAUGUAAAUUGCUAUUUAAGCAUCAAAGAGUUGUCAGGUUUAGUAUUCGGGGGUUGGUUUUUAUUUUAUUUUUCUUUCUGAGGGAUUUUUUUUUUUUGAUAAGGUUAGUUAAUCCACGUUAGAUUUUAGUUUUGCAAGUGUGUUGUUUUUUUUUUUUUCAGAUGUAUAAAAUAUAAGAAAAGGAAGGCAGUAAGAGGGACAAAUGAUUAUAUUAUUCUAUAGGUUUUUUUUUUUAAGCAUCCGGUGAAUGCCUGCCUGCCGUGUGUACAACAUGGAACCAUCUGUGUGAGGGGCUUGUCUAAUUAUGCAGAGUACUGCAGCUCUUCUGCAUGUACUUACUGGAUGGAGAACAUCACAGAGCUCCCAAUAGCAGAAUAAAAUUACCCUCAGCUUUGGUUCUCAGGAUUUGGUUUCUGAAGUAAGAUGGCAUUGAAAGAAAAAAAAAAAAAUACCUGUUGAGACUUUAUCUUAUAAACCUUUGAAACAUGCAGGCCUUUACAAGUUGAACUAAAUUGGGAUUCAGCUUUCUAUAGCUAUCAGCAUAAUGCUUGCCAUCUGGCUUCGGGGUUGACAAACUGGGGAGAGCAACCACACCGCUUCUAUUGUUUAAGUAAAUCAGAAAUCUUUCCCUUUAAGCUAUGGUAAACUUAAACUGAGUGCUCCUAUUUUAUUAGAGAAUUAUAUUUUUCAAGAUAUGGGUUUUUUAUUUGUUCCUUUGACAGGUCCCAGAAAACACUAAUAAAAACCACAGAAACCA
Molecule: messenger RNA, 4710 nt
Organism: Octodon degus (degu)
Lineage: Eukaryota; Metazoa; Chordata; Mammalia; Rodentia; Octodontidae
Gene: Ehf
Product: ETS homologous factor
Exons: 9
Coding region: 77-1138 (353 amino acids)
Biological process (GO): regulation of transcription by RNA polymerase II; cell differentiation
Cellular component (GO): nucleus
Molecular function (GO): sequence-specific DNA binding; DNA-binding transcription factor activity, RNA polymerase II-specific
Source: RefSeq, a predicted model, not a curated record